Messenger RNA from Carcharodon carcharias (great white shark), 1557 nucleotides. RefSeq names its product deleted in malignant brain tumors 1 protein-like. The record is from RefSeq and is a predicted model, not a curated record. The transcript is spliced from 7 exons. Gene Ontology annotation, cellular component: membrane. The coding region runs from base 1 to 1557 and encodes 518 amino acids. Lineage: Eukaryota; Metazoa; Chordata; Chondrichthyes; Lamniformes; Lamnidae.
AUGCUCACAGCUCCUUGCAACGUCUUCACAGGUAGAGCGCUGCCGACCUCACCGCCAGUCCUGAUCCUCACCAACCAGCUGGAUGAAUUUAUUUGCAAAGUCUUUGAGGACUUUGAUCUUAGGCAGAUUGGUCCCGUACCUGUGCGCCUGGUGAACAGGAACAACAUGUGCUCUGGGACAGUUGAAGUUUAUCAUAACUCAGUCUGGGGAACUGUUUGCAAUGAUGGCUGGGAUGUGAAUGCAGCGAGUGUGGUCUGCAGAAUGUUGAACUGUGGGACGGCCCUGUCAGCAUGGACUGGAGCCUACAAUGGAGAGGGUACUGGGGACAUCUGGUUGGAUGAUGUGCGGUGUAAUGGGACAGAGCCUGCCCUCGAUCAGUGCUCUGCCAACCCAUGGGGGGUGAAUAACUGCAGCCAUGGGGAGGUUGCUGGAGUUACCUGCUCAGGUCCAGUACCUGUGCGUCUGGUGAACGGGAACAACAUGUGCUCUGGGAGAGUUGAGGUCUAUCGUAACUUUGUCUGGGGGACCGUUUGCGAUGAUGGCUGGGAUGUGAAGGCAGCGAGUGUGGUCUGCAGAGUGUUGAAUUGUGGGACAGUCCUGUCAGCACAAACUGGAGCCUACUAUGGAGAGGGGACCGGGGACAUCUGGUUGUAUAAUAUGAGAUGUAAGGGGACAGAGUCUGCCCUUGAUCAGUGCUCUGUCAAUCCCUGGGGGCUGAAAAACUGCACACACAGCCAGGACGCUGGAGUAACUUGUUCAGGUCCGAUACCUGUACGCCUGGUGAACGGGAAUGACAGAUGCUCUGGGAGAGUUGAGGUCUAUCAUAACUCCGUCUGGGGCACAGUUUGCGACAAUGGCUGGGAUGUAAACGCAACGAGUGUGGUUUGCAGAGUGUUGAACUGUGGGACGGCUGUGUCAGCACAGACUGGAGCUUACUAUGGAGAAGGGACUGGGGACAUCGGGUUGGAUAAUGUGAGGUGUAAUGGGACAGAGCCUGCCCUCGAUCGGUGUUCUGCCAACCCAUGGGGUGUGAAUAACUGUACACACAGGAGGGAUGCUGGUGUAAUCUGCUCAGGUCCAGUACCCAUACGCCUGGUGAAUGGAACCGAUACGUGCUCUGGGAGGGUUGAAGUCUAUCGCAAUUCCACCUGGGGAACUGUGUGUGAUGAUGGCUGGGAUGUAAAUGCAGCAAGUGUGGUCUGCAGAGUGUUGAACUGUGGGAUGGCCUUGUCAGUACAGACUGGAGUCAACUAUGGAGAAGGGACUGGGGACAUCUGGCUGAGUGAUUUGAAAUGCUUAGGUAAUGAGUCUGCCCUGGAUCAGUGCUCUGGGAGUCCAAUUGUGGUGAAUAACUGUACCCACAGUCAGGAUGCUGGAGUCACUUGCUCAGGAAUCGAGCAGCAAUCUGGGCAGGAUAAAACUGAAAGUUUAAACUUUCCGCACAAGUACCGGAGACGUGUGCACAUCAAGACUUCCAAGGGGCUUGAUGCAUAUCUUUUAGGUUACAUCCAGCCUCCAACUAUUCAGAGAUCAGAAGAUCUGGGCCAUUAUGUGUGA